Molecule: messenger RNA, 3810 nt
Organism: Brenthis ino (lesser marbled fritillary)
Lineage: Eukaryota; Metazoa; Arthropoda; Insecta; Lepidoptera; Nymphalidae
Source: the annotation of a GenBank genome assembly
AUGCCAUCGUCAAUUAUUAAUAUGGAUUAUAUACGUGAAAAAUCUAAAAAUGAAAUUAAUCAUUCUAAUGACCAUGAAGAUAAUUCAGAGUCUUCCCUAUGCAAAUCUUCUCGACGAUCAGUGGUUAAAGGUCAGCAGUUGAAAAUUACCAGUAUGUUUUCAACUAAACGUAAUAGAAGUCCAGAUGAACUAUUAGAGAUUACUAAAUUGAAAAAAGUCAAAAUGGAUGAUACUACAAUAAAAUGGAGCGACAAUGGAGUGCAAAAAGAGCACAAAGAAGUUGUAAACUGUUCUGAAACUUCAACUGAAGACAAACUUUGUAAUCUAAAUAUGGAUAACUGUGAUGAUGUUAUAAGAAAAGCUUAUAAUGAAGAUGAAAAAUUAUGUAAAGCAAAAUGUAAUGAGAUAAAUGUGAAUAAAAGUUCAAAACAAGAGGAUGUAAUAAUAAAACAAAAAAAUAAUAAUACACCAGACUUGGAAAAAUGUGAUAUUUGUGGACAAUUUCUAAAUAAUUCAGACAUUUUAUUCUAUCAAGGACAUCCUCAAGAUGCAAUAGAAGAAUUCAUAGCCCUCACUAAUGAAAAAUUGGUUCUGGCUUCGGGUGAAGAUGGAGACAUAAUGGAAAGGCCACAAACAAAUAUUACAGGAUUUUCUAUAUUUGAUGAACAAGGCCACUUAUGCCCUAUUGACGGUGGCCUUGUGGAGAGUGAUGUAAGGAUAUACAUGUCAGGGUACCUCAAAUCAAUAUGCUCUGAAUCUCCUGAUAUUGAUGAAGAAUCUAUACCAGUUAAAGAUGUUGGACCUAUCAUAGAAUGGUUUAUACAUGGCUUUGAUGGUGGAUCAAGAAAUUGUAUCACAUUAUCAACAGAAUUUGGAGAAUACAAUCUACUUAAACCAAGCGCAGAAUACACACCACUUAUGAAUAAUUUGUAUGAAAAAAUAUGGCUUAGCAAAGUAGUAGUGGAGUAUUUAGAAGAAUAUCACUAUUUGCAACCAACAUAUGAAGACUUGCUGGAAGUAGUGCGAGAGCAUUCCAUACCCGAUCUAGACAAUAUUAACAUGACCGAAGAAAUGUUGCACAAGCACGCUCAGUUCGUUUGCGAUCAAGUCGUGAGCUUGGAGACCGACGAGGAUGCCGAGCCUAUGAUCACGUUGCCGUGUAUGAGGGAACUCAUCAAAUUGAUGGGUAUUAGAUUUGGCAAACGGAAAGUCCGUGCCAAAAUAGACUACAAGAAAAUUGAUAAGAAAGCGUGGACGAAAGCCACUACUACUCCUCUAGUGAGAAAAACCUUCGAGAGCUUUUUCACUAACCAGCUAGACAAGACCAAUCAAGAAUUAGUUUUGAGGAGAAAAAGGUGUGGAAUAUGCGAGGCUUGCCAAUUGCCGGAUUGCGGGGAGUGCAAUGCGUGCCGCGCCAUGCCCAAGUUCGGGGGACACGGCCGUACCAAGAAGGCCUGCGUGCGGCGCCUCUGCCCCAACAUGGCUGUGCAGCAAGCCGAUGACUCCGACCUCGAUGACGAUGAAGAUGCGCCUGCCGACAAGCGCCACCUCGACAAGAUCGACGACACCGUCCCAGUAAAGUUGACAGGGGCCAACAAUAAGACAGUCAAUUGGCUCGGCGAUCCCAUCAAAGCGGACACCACUAAAAUAUACUACGAGAGUGUCGAAAUAGACGGUGCCGAACUCAAAGUAGGAGAUUUCGUCAUGGUGGAAACGUCGCAGCCGAAUAUACCGGCGCUGGUUGCGAGAGUUACGUAUAUGUGGAAGGAAAUUAUAAACCCCAAGUCUGGAUACUUUCACGCGGAAGUGUUUAUACGUUCAUCGGAUACUGUUCUAGGAGAGGUCGGUGACCCGCGGGAAGUGUAUUUGGGCGAUAGAUGCUGUCACGGCGCUCCUUUGUCUUCGAUAUUAAGAAAAGCGUGCGUGGAGAGAAGGGAACCGCCUAAAGACUGGUUCAGGCUAGGCGGUAAAGAAGUGGUUGAAGAAUUCUUCGAAGACGAUGGCAAAACAUACUUUUAUCAAAAAUACUAUGAAAGAUUUACGGCUCGGUUCGAGGACCUUCCGACUGAUCCAGAGUGUCCAAAUGAAUUAAGAAAGCACAGAUUUUGCCCCUCGUGUGAACGAAAAACAAAACGUGAUGCUAAAGAUAUUCCAAAAGUUUCAGGCAAAAUAUUGGAAAAAUCGUCUAUUGUAGACGCAAAUAGAACUGAAUGGACGACGGUCAAGUGGAGGGAUUUUGAUUAUAAGAAAGGAUGUGGAGUAUUCCUAAAGCCGGGUACAUUCAAACUGAAGAACAAUAUAACAAAUUAUAGUGAUAAUGAAAAAAUGAAACUUGAAAAGGUUGAUGAAGACAUUUAUCCAGAAUACUAUAGAAAAAGUGAUAAUUAUUUACGGGGUUCUAAUAUGGAUACCGGCGAGCCAUUUUGUGUCGGUUACAUAGCAGCCGUUACUGCCGCUGGAGCAGGUCCUCUAAUAGUCCCCCAAGACAUUUACUUAAAAGUGAAUGUUUUAUACAGACCUGAAAACACUACCAGUAGAUUUCCUCAUCACGAAGACCUCAACGUUGUUUAUUGGAGCGAGGAAUUAAAGGAAAUAUCGUUUUCUACCGUCAUGGGGCCGUGCCAUCUGAUCUACGUAGAUAACAUUCCACAGCAGGACCACAUUCAAGAUUGGCUGGAAAGGGACCCGAAUAGAGUCUACUUCCGAAUGGCGUUUAACAAAUCGAGCGGUCAGUUCGAAGACGUUCCGCAACAUGCGAGGUGUGUAGGACGAGUGGACAAAGGAAAAGGCAAGGGCAAAGGAAAAUCUAGCAAAGCGGCGGAAUCGAGUACGAAGAUCGAAGAAGUUAAAAUCAGGCCACUGAGAACCCUAGACGUGUUCGCCGGCUGCGGCGGGCUGUCCGAGGGGCUGCACCAGGCCGGCGUGGCGGAGUGCCGCUGGGCCGUGGAGAACGUGGAGGCGGCGGCGCACGCCUACGCGCUCAACAACCGCGCCUGCACCGUGUUCAACGAGGACUGCAACGCGCUGCUGCGCGACGCCAUGGCCGGCGCCUCGCACAGCGCCGCCGGCCUGCGCCUGCCCGCGCAGGGCGAGGUCGAGCUGCUCUGCGGCGGCCCGCCCUGCCAGGGCUUCUCCGGUAUGAACAGGUUCAACUCUAGGGAGUACUCCAACUUCAAGAAUUCUCUCGUCGCCUCAUAUCUGUCUUUCUGCGACUUCUAUCGCCCAAAAUACUUCAUUCUCGAGAACGUGAGGAAUUUCGUCGCUUUCAAGAAGGGCAUGGUGUUGAAGUUGACGCUGCGGGCACUGCUGGACAUGGGCUACCAGUGCACGUUCGGCGUGCUACAGGCCGGCAACUACGGGGUGCCACAGACGCGGCGACGGCUGGUAGUGCUGGCGGCGGCGCCGGGCCGUGCGCUGCCGGCCUACCCCGAGCCCACGCACGUGUUCAGCCGGCGCGCCUGCUCGCUGGCCGUCAGCGUGGACGGCAAGCGCUUCGCGACCAACGCGCGCUGGGAGGAGUCGGCGCCGCGCCGCACGUGCACGGUGCGCGACGCCAUGGGCGACCUGCCGCGCGUGCCCAACGGCGCCAGCCGCGCCGACCUGGACUACGGCGGCAUGCCGGCCACGCACUGCCAGCGCCGGGCGCGCGCGCGCGACGACGCGGCGCGCCUGCGCGACCACGUGUGCAAGCACAUGGCGCCGCUCGUCCAGGCGCGCAUCGCGCGCGUGCCCACCGCGCCCGGCUCCGACUGGCGCGACCUGCCCAACCUCUCCGUCACGCUCUCCGACGGCACCAAGUGCAAGGCGAGU